This is a messenger RNA of Alternaria arborescens, 972 nucleotides long. RefSeq lists its product as hypothetical. Gene Ontology annotation, molecular function: 8-oxo-dGDP phosphatase activity. The transcript has a single exon. The record is from RefSeq and is a predicted model, not a curated record. The coding region runs from base 1 to 972 and encodes 323 amino acids. Lineage: Eukaryota; Fungi; Ascomycota; Dothideomycetes; Pleosporales; Pleosporaceae.
AUGGCUUACUCUUAUCUCGACAUCAUCAGUGUUGCCGACGCAUUUCCAUACUUCGCCAACACCCCGAACGACCGACCUGAAGGACUCAAUCAUUAUGUUCACUUCCGCACUACUUCACUCCCAGACAUCACGCUUGGCUACAUGACUCCCUCAGUAGCUCUGGCAUUUGAUGGCCUAUCAGAGUGGGCCUUGGAUCAGGAUAGCAUCCCACGGACACUCACACUAGUUGGUGGUCACGACGAGCCUACACGAACAGCCAUCAUAGAAAAGACGAUGAUCCGGAUGCGAGACACAAACAAAUUCGAGGCGCUUAAGAACUGGCGAGAUGAAUUAUUUCCAGUGUAUGGACUGGAUAAGGAGUUGCUUUUCAGCAUCGAUCGUAGCGCCAGCCCCCUCUUUGGAGUCGUCACAUACGGUGUUAACAUGAUCGUCUUUCGUUGGAGCUCUGGCAGAGAUCAGGAGGGCGUAAUGGAAGUUUGGGUGCCGCGACGUUCUAGUGAUCGAGCGAAGUUUCCGGGCAUGCUUGACACUUCAGUUGGUGGAGGACUGACCACUGGGGAAACACCAUGGUCUUGCCUACUACGAGAGAGUAUGGAGGAAGCAUCCUUAGGAGAAGAGAUCAUGAGGAAUGCUAAGGACGCUGGCAGUGUGACAUAUUUCUACGUUUCGGGCGAGGGGUCGGGAGGGGAAGUCGGUUUAGCUCAACCGGAGCGUACCUAUGUAUUUGAUCUGGAUCUGACCGGCUCACUACCAGACACCCUACUUCCGAACGACGACUCGGUAGAGGCUUUUGAAUUGCUCACAGUGGCCGAGGUCAAGCAGGCUUUAUCAGAUAAAAAGUUCAAACCAAACUGCGCUUUGCUGAUGCUGGACUUUCUCAUCCGCCAUGAGCAAAUCCAAGCGGAAGAUGAGCCAGACUACGCGGAAAUCGUCUCUCGGAUGCAUAGGCAUUUGGAGUUUCCUUUGGGUUGA